UUUCACAGCAUCAAUAUUGCCCAGCAUGAUUGUUCAACUAAAUUAAUUCACCCUAUUUUCGCCUCUCUUGAACUCCAAUACCUCCCCAAUUUCACUCUUCCUCAAACCCUAAUCUUAACGCCUCCGCCUCUGCUCUCAGCCGUUCGCCGCCAUGACUGGAGAAGCUGUGAACCCAAAAGCAUAUCCGCUGGCAGAUGCCCAGCUGACCAUCACUAUUAUGGACCUGGUUCAACAGGCUGCGAACUACAAACAACUCAAAAAGGGGGCUAAUGAAGCAACUAAGACACUGAAUAGAGGAAUUUCAGAAUUCGUAGUCAUGGCUGCAGACACUGAGCCCCUCGAAAUUCUUCUUCACCUUCCUCUUCUUGCUGAAGAUAAGAACGUGCCCUAUGUUUUUGUUCCAUCAAAACAAGCUCUUGGUCGAGCAUGUGGAGUUACCAGACCAGUUAUUGCUUGCUCUGUGACAAGCAAUGAGGGAAGCCAGUUGAGAACUCAGAUACUGCAAUUGAAGGAUGCCAUCGAGAAGCUCUUAAUCUGAGUGUGAAAGGUCGUUUCCAGCAUGAUGGGCCUCUGAAUUUACCCGAAUUUACCCGAGGCUUUGACGGAGUGUGUGUUCUUAUAGAGGGGAUUAUCUAUACUCUCUUAUUCUCCAUGCAGUUCUAUAUAUUUACCCAAGUGUGUUACAUUACAAUGCGGAAGCUUCUUUAUUACUUAAUUUACAUGUUUUGAGGAUUGUAAUGUUCUUGAUUGAGUGAAGUUCAUGUUAUGCGAUGGGUUCUAUUCAAUUUCACAGUUUUCUUGUUAAGAAGCUUUGUUAUAAUGUUUGGCUAUGCUUAAGAAAAUCUUAUUAAGUUAACGAGUAAACUUAUAAAAUUUA
This is a messenger RNA of Olea europaea var. sylvestris, 877 nucleotides long. RefSeq names its product NHP2-like protein 1. The coding region runs from base 152 to 538 and encodes 128 amino acids. Lineage: Eukaryota; Viridiplantae; Streptophyta; Magnoliopsida; Lamiales; Oleaceae. The transcript is spliced from 5 exons. Gene Ontology annotation, cellular component: U4/U6 x U5 tri-snRNP complex; box C/D methylation guide snoRNP complex; precatalytic spliceosome. The record is from RefSeq and is a predicted model, not a curated record. Gene Ontology annotation, biological process: ribosome biogenesis; mRNA splicing, via spliceosome; maturation of SSU-rRNA. Gene Ontology annotation, molecular function: RNA binding.